AUGUUCAAUAUUUCGUAUCUUGUGAUGUUUUUAUUGGUUGGAUUAAUUGAUGUCAAUACAAUGACGAUAAAGAGAAGCGAAAAGUCGGCAAAUAAUUUAGAGAAAGUUGAUGAAACAGAAGAUCCUUUGAAAGUGAAUUACGAUGUUUAUCCGUUUGUGGCUUGUGGUUUUUUGAGACGUUUUCAUAAAUUAUUGUGUCCGACAUUCAUAGCUUAA
Molecule: messenger RNA, 216 nt
Organism: Clunio marinus
Lineage: Eukaryota; Metazoa; Arthropoda; Insecta; Diptera; Chironomidae
Source: the annotation of a GenBank genome assembly